This is a messenger RNA of Carlito syrichta (Philippine tarsier), 2116 nucleotides long. RefSeq names its product serine/threonine-protein phosphatase PP1-beta. NCBI's taxonomy places the organism in Eukaryota, Metazoa, Chordata, Mammalia, Primates, Tarsiidae. The transcript has 10 exons. Gene Ontology annotation, molecular function: protein serine/threonine phosphatase activity. Gene Ontology annotation, cellular component: nucleus; cytoplasm. The record is from RefSeq and is a predicted model, not a curated record. Bases 1 to 1788 code for a protein of 595 amino acids.
AUGGGCUCAGUGUCUUGGCCUGACAAACCGCACUUGUGUGGCUUCUGGUGGACAGAGCCGCAGCACGGGAGAGUGAGUGGGAGACUGGGGAAAGCGGAGAGAGAGGCUGAGCCCCGAACCUCAAGGCCCUGUGCCAGCAGCGAGGGGGCCACAAGUCUGGAAACACCCGGCCCCCACGUACAGCAACCCGGGGAGGCUGCAACGCGCGGAGUGCCCGGUGCCUUUCCCGCCCCCCGACUCCUCCGCCCCCCGACUCCCCCACCCCCGGCCCCGGCCCCAACUCCCGCGUGCAACUUUGCAACUCACGCUCGGGCCAGGGGGCCUAUUUGCUCGGCCCGUUUGGCGGAAGGAUCCCACGCGCGGACAGUUACGCUCAACCGCCCCGCCUCCCUCCUCCCCGGCCCCGCCCCCUCCCGCGCCCCGGCCCCGCCCCCUCCCGCGCGCCCUAUGGCCCGUAAAGAAGUCCCGGCCGGGCCGCCGCACUCCCCGCGCGCAUCCAGCGUUCGCCGGGCGUCGGGGCGCUUCGCGCGGGUCUCGGGCGGCCCUCCCUGCGGCCCUGCGACGGGGCCCCGAAGGCGCCGCGAGCGGAGCCGCUCGGCCAAGGUCGCGCUCGCGACGGGUUUCGGGCGCGGGGCUGCCCGCAGCCCGCCGUCGCCCCGGGUCGCGGGGAAGGAGGGGGCCGGCGGGCCGGCGGAGGGCUGGCCUGAGGCCCGGGAGGUGCCCGGCCAGCGCGGGGCUCGGUUGCGGGGAGCCGCUCUCGGGGGCGCGGGCUGCACCGGGGCGCGGGGUGGCGGGGACGUGGCUGUGGGGGCCGCGCUGGGCUUCGUCUUGAGAGGGUCCAAGCCUGGUAAGAAUGUCCAGUUGCAAGAGAAUGAAAUCAGAGGACUGUGCUUAAAGUCUCGGGAGAUCUUUCUCAGUCAGCCUAUCCUGCUAGAACUUGAAGCACCACUGAAGAUAUGUGGUGAUAUCCAUGGGCAAUACUAUGAUUUGCUUCGGCUAUUUGAGUACGGUGGUUUCCCGCCAGAAAGCAACUACCUGUUUCUUGGGGACUAUGUGGACAGAGGAAAGCAGUCGUUGGAGACUAUCUGCCUCUUACUGGCCUACAAAAUCAAAUAUCCUGAGAAUUUUUUUCUUCUCAGAGGGAACCAUGAAUGUGCCAGCAUCAAUAGAAUUUACGGAUUUUAUGAUGAAUGUAAAAGAAGGUACAACAUUAAACUAUGGAAAACUUUCACAGACUGUUUUAACUGUUUACCGAUAGCAGCCAUCGUGGAUGAGAAAAUAUUCUGCUGUCAUGGAGGUUUAUCACCAGAUCUUCAAUCUAUGGAGCAGAUUCGGCGAAUAAUGCGACCAACUGAUGUGCCAGAUCAAGGUCUUCUUUGUGAUCUUUUGUGGUCUGACCCCGAUAAAGAUGUCUUAGGCUGGGGUGAAAAUGACAGAGGAGUGUCCUUCACAUUUGGUGCAGAAGUGGUUGCAAAAUUUCUCCAUAAGCAUGAUUUGGAUCUUAUAUGUAGAGCCCAUCAGGUGGUUGAAGAUGGAUAUGAAUUUUUUGCCAAGAGGCAGUUGGUCACUCUGUUUUCCGCCCCCAAUUAUUGUGGAGAGUUUGACAAUGCAGGUGCCAUGAUGAGUGUGGACGAAACACUAAUGUGUUCUUUUCAGAUUUUAAAGCCUGCAGAGAAAAAGAAGCCAAAUGCCACGAGACCUGUAACACCACCAAGGGUUACACCAGGCCUGAACCCGUCCAUUCAGAAAGCUUCAAAUUGUAGAAACAAUACUGUUCUAUAUGAGUGACUGAUUAUGCUUUCUUUGGCCUACAUUCUUUAUUCUGCGGUGAAGUUGAGGCUUAUAAGUCAAAACAAAGGAACUAACUUACUAUCCACCAAUUUAUACAGAACUCCACAGUAUCUAUCUAUCACUUUUUUAAACUAAGAUCUGUUAAAAAGAAAUCUGUUUCAACAGAUGAUUGUGUACAAUACCAUGUGGUGAAAAUGAAUUCAGACUUAAUAAAUGGCGAACUUGUUAAACCUUCUCAGUGUCUUGUUUGUCAGCACAAUACACACAGGAGAACUGUUGAUGGCAUAUUGAGUGGAUUCUCAUGAAUAAAUUGCUCUGGAAACCA